This is a messenger RNA of Oryzias latipes (Japanese medaka), 3129 nucleotides long. The record is from RefSeq and is a predicted model, not a curated record. Lineage: Eukaryota; Metazoa; Chordata; Actinopteri; Beloniformes; Adrianichthyidae.
AGGAAAUGUUUUUAAGUAAUUUAUUUUUUUUCCCCCAAAGCUUUUAGUCUUGGGUUUGAUCUUAAAUCUUUUCCAACUCAAGCACUGUUUCAUUUGUUGACGGUCCCUAUGAGACACGACUGGAGAUCCGCGCUGAACGUCUGUCGAAUAUCCAACCUAGAACUAACGUCACCGCAGGUUCCGGGGGCGUGACUCGUCAGUCAGAGGUUUGAUGUAAACUAGAAGCAGAGGCUCUUGACCUUUUCAACACCGGGGCCCAAAUUUCCCAGUACAAAGGGAUUCGAGGCCUGUUCAAAUAUUACCAUGUUGAUUUAAAUUGAUCUACGUCUUGUAGGAUUUGCAUUUAAAAAUUAAAGCAAGGCUUUUUAUGGUUUAUAAAAGUAAAAGCUUGUAGGAAAAAAAUUGAUACAAUGUGAGGAUCCCAAAGAAAAUUAUUUUCACACUGAACAAGUAAAGCAGGGUCUUCAUCCUUAACACCUUAUAACCGGUUGAUGAACUUGACAAAUUGGCAGUCUUCAUUUUUGUAGAUGUGGAGUCAGCAUUUAGGUCCCACUGCCACAGAUUCAGAUUCAGAGCAGAUGUGGAGGUUUGUUUUUGUUUUUUUGCGGCCCGCAGAUUGGGCCGCGGCCCCAUGGUUAAGAAUCACUGAACUAAAGCAUCAGGAGCCGCUGACGUCAUCAUUGUUCUCCUCCGUCUUUUCCAAACCGUCUCGUGAACUUUUAUUUCAGUGAACAGUUCAACUCCUCUCCACCUUUUAGAGGAGAUGACAUUCCAGUGGACUCAUUUGUUUGUAUGAUAUCUUCUAUAAAAAUGAUAUCAUCAUACUCCGCCCCCCCGUUCCAGCCGGUCAGCACUCCUCCUCAGACUUUCCAAAUAAAAGCCGCGCAGCUGCGCGCUCCGUGCGUCACUCGGCUCCUGCCCGCGCUGGUGGUGGAAGUGGGGAAGAUGUCCGACGCCACGCUGCUGUCGGUUCUGUGCGUCCUGUGGGCGGCCGGCGGCGGCUCGCUGAUCCUGCAGGACUCCUUGGAGCGAGGCCCAGUCAGCCUGAACGAAAUGUUCCAAGAGUUGGGGGAGCUGAUGGAGGACACCCAGCACAUCCUGGGGGAGGCGGUGGAUCAGAUAAUCGCGGAGGGAGAGAAAUUCUCUUCCGGCUCCAGAGAUCCUCUCCACAACAGAACCCUAAAGAUCACGAAGAGCGGAGACAGAGUGGCUGGUGCUCUGGACAGGACUGAGCAGGGAACUGACAACAGAACAGGAGAAGCUCUUGUGACCCACGUCCACGAGGCGCUGUCUUGGAAUGGGGUAAACCAUGAGUGCAUGGUGGAUGAGGACUGUGGGGACCUGAAGUACUGCCUGUAUGAGAUCCAGAGCUCCAGGUGCCUCCCCUGCACAGCAUCAGAUAUGCCCUGCAGGAAGGAUGAGGAGUGCUGCUCCACUCAGAUGUGCGUGUGGGGUCAGUGCACGGCCAACGUCAGCAGAGGAACCGAGGGAACCAUCUGUCAGGGUCAGAACGACUGCAGGCCGGAGCUCUGCUGCGCCUUUCAGCGAGAGCUUUUGUUCCCAGUGUGUAACCCCAAACCCCAGAGGGGGGAGUCCUGCCUGAACCACCCCAACCUGCUGAUGGACAUGCUGGCCUGGGAUCAGGAAGGUCCCAGAGAUCACUGCCAGUGUGCCGACCACCUUCAGUGCCGAGCUCACGGUGAUGAGAAACUUUGUCUUUGUGCCGCAGUCUGGGAUCUGUGUGCGGGGAGUAGAAGCCAGGCCAUGCUUCACCUGCAGCUCAUCCAUCUCAAGAAGACGUGUUGCACUCAUUCUCUUAUUCAUGCCCGCGAGUGUGUAUUAAAGAACUUAAACAUGUUAUGACGUUUUGAUUGAAUCUCUACUUUUCCAUCAGCUGAGUCAACAUGAAGGUUUUUCCUUUUAGACACCAGGACUGUCGUUCAUCAUGAAGCCUGAUUCAUGUAGAAAGAACACAUUCAUCGUCCUGUCCUGUACAGUUUAGGUCAUCUUUGUCUCGCUGACUAAAUUCAGUCAGAAUUGGUUUAAUUUUUAGAAGGUUUUGGAUGGUUUGGGGUCAGGAUCAUCUCUGGUCUUGCAUGCUUCUGUCAGUACGUGGGUCAUCCCACCCGCUGCUCCUGCCAGCUCCCGGGUCCAGACCCUCCUCCAGAGGACGGGGCUUUGUUAGUCGUGGCCGUCAGGCUGUGGAGAAACCUUUCCACCCUCUUUCUAAAAAGAAAUCUACUCUUAAGACAAUGCUCUUAACCAUACGUUUGCUGUUUUUCACGGCGUCAUUUCACAUCAGUCACAUUUCUGUUUUACCCUUUUUCUAAUUUCGGUUGGUAUUUCCCUGUUUUUGUUGAAACGACUGCAGACUUUUUCAGUUGCGUGAUGAUUCUGUUUUAAGGUGGAAUUGCUGUUUAGUUUGUGACUGUAGAACUUUGGUUUGCUAAGAUUAUUUCUAAGAGUUCUGGAAAAAAAGGAUUGCUCAUAAUAAAUGACAACCAUUACUUUGGACAAAUGCUGCACUGUGAGGUUUCUCCAAACACUAUAAUCUUAGGUUGAAACCUUCUCUUAUCCAAUUAUAUUUUGUGUUUUAUAGCAAAGGUAUUUUUUAAAUAAAACAUGAAACUUUUUCAUUUAGUUUUUUUUGUAAACAGUUUAUUGAGCAUUUUGUUUCUUUCAUAAAUCCUGUUUACAGUCUUUUCAGUCCCCAUAAGCUGAGGUCAUACUGAUAUUGGUAAGAGACAUAACUGUUACCUGUAAUAAAAAAUAGUUAUAAAGUAAAUAAAAUAAAAGAUCGGUAGUGGGCUAGUAGUUAUUAAAACCUGAAAUGGUUUUAAUAAUGGAAGUGUUAAGAAGCAGUGUAGGAAAAAUCGUUUCGGCGAUAUAUCGCAAAAGUUCAUUGGGUGAUACUUGCAUCGAUUCAAAAUGCUGUCAGGAUAAUAUUUAUUUUAUCCUUUCUGAGCGUCCUUCAGCGUCUGACUCUUGUUUUCCACUUAAACCUCCCACUGCUAGUUGGCAGCAGAGCACACUAGUUUACUACAGCGUGUGAGAAAACAGAGCUGCAGCUGAAGUGGAGACUGUCAUGUACAUAAAGCAUCUUAACCACAUUAAAGCAACUCUCCUUCA